Molecule: messenger RNA, 1467 nt
Organism: Clonostachys rhizophaga
Lineage: Eukaryota; Fungi; Ascomycota; Sordariomycetes; Hypocreales; Bionectriaceae
Source: the annotation of a GenBank genome assembly
AUGCCUUCCACCAUCCCAUACGAUCCCAGCCUGGUUCUGGCCAGCGUUGUCAACGAGAAGGCCGUUAAAACUGUUAAAGCCAUCUCUGAGAAACAAAAGCUGAUUGAUGCGGCUCAAGACCACAUGAAUGCUCUCUUGUCCACUAGGAGAAGUCUUGAUAUGACCAAGAGCGAGCUCCUGAAUAUGAACAUCGAUGUCUCUGACCUCGAGGCCGAGGUGGAGACGUUGGAUACCGACCUCAAGGCUGCUGCCAAGACAUAUGUCGACACCAAGAUUCAGAUGGAGAAGGAGCUUGUUAAGGACCGUGCAGGUCUGUCUGAUGUGCGAGCGGAUGUUGAAAGUCCCAUUGACUAUGUCAAGACUCAGAUUAAAACCAUGCCCCUUGCCGCAGACUCCAUCAACAUGGAUGUUCAAUAUUUCUCCCAAGAUAUGAACAAGGAGGGCUCCAGCUCCCACUCUGACCAGAUCACUUCCUUCAUUGCUAGUCAGGGAAGCUGGCUGGGCAAGUCGGCAUCGACCGAACUGACCAAUGCCGUUAGCAAGCAGGUCAAUGAGCAGGUCAAGAGACACAGCAUUUCUGGUACACUUGUCAUCUCGGUUUCCUGCACACACAAGAAUGCCAACAUCAUGGCACCUCUUGUCAUCGAUGUAGACAAGGGAAUCAAAGUUUGGAACAGCAUUUAUGGCGAUUCCGAGUUCUUGAGCGCCAACAAGGAGGACAUGGCAAAGCUCUGUGCUGAAAGGGGCAAGGAGAAGAAGGAGAACGAAACCCACUUCAGCAUCAUCUCUGGUACCACCUUUGGAUCUAGCUUCGUUGGCAUGGUUCACAUUCUCAACACCUCUGACACCAAUGUCAAUGAGACGAUGUCAUCCAUGGCCACUUCCAUGCAGGCUCAGAUGGACGCCGCCGCAUGGUUCGCCUCUGCCUCUGGUGGCUUCGGUGCUAGUGCCUCCAUCGCCAACGACGUCAAGAAUCUCCUCAGCACACAGAACAUUUCUUCUCAUGUUACAAUGAUCUGCAUGGGUACCAUUCCAUCGAUGGUCGCUCACGAAGUCCAACUUGGUGUUGAGAAGUUUGCCACCUUUGACCCGAAGGCGAACUUGGAGGCUCUGGCCACCUUCCAGAACGCCACCAACGCCAACCAGGGAAGUGUCCAGCAGUCUGCUGCAGCUGCCAGGACUGGCGGUCAAAUGAUUGCCAUGAAGCAGGGCGAUGUCAAGGCCGCGCUCUCUGCCCUUGCUGACAUUGAUGACGGCUCGAAUAAGAUCCUCGACAUCAACUCCAUGAUGACUGCCCUGGAGGACUAUCUCAAGAAGGCUGCCAAUGGCACUUCUGGUGUCCCUAUCAACUACUACCUGCAUGAUGUCACCAAGGACAUGCUGGUUGAUCUGUGGGUGGCCAAAUACUACCCUAGGAAGGAGGAGGCUCCUCCUGCCGCACCUAAGGAGGAAGCCCCCAAGGAGUAA